GAUCAAGUUUAAAUUUAUCUAAUACUAAUAAUAUCUCUAUUCAGCCAAAUAAAGCAAGUCAUUUUGUAGUAUACUUUACAAAAAAUGUUAAUCCGGAGCAAAGAUUUGUUAUACAACAAGAAAGAAGAUGGAAAGACAAUAGAAAAAACAUAGCUUUAACACUUGUGAAAUUACAUACUGAAGAAAUAAAAAAAUCAAAGUCAACACCAAACAAAAGAAAAAAUUUAAGUACAAUUCAAA
Racocetra persica is the source of this 240-nucleotide messenger RNA. The record is from the annotation of a GenBank genome assembly. Lineage: Eukaryota; Fungi; Glomeromycota; Glomeromycetes; Diversisporales; Gigasporaceae.